CGGAGGUGCUGCGGCCCGGGGGCCGGGUGGUGAAUGGGCUGGUGGUGCUCGCUGCUGCUGCUGAGAGGAGGAGGAGGAGGAGGAUGAAGAGUUGGGCUUGUUUGUCUCCCACAGUUUCUCUCCUGCUGCUCUGAGUGCCCCCACCCCAUUCCGGCCCGGGGCUUGUGUGUCUCUCCUGGAGGAGAAGGAGGAUCCAGUUCCUCCCCCCACCCCCUCCUCCCCACCCCCCCUUGCCUGGGGAAGAGGAGGAAAGAAACAGCCCAGAGAGAGAGAGAGAGUGAGUGAGAGAGAGAGAGAGAGAGAGAGAGAGAGAGAGAGAGGGGGGGAGAGGAGAGGAGGAGGAGGAGGAGGGAGAAGGGAACAACCUACCAUCUUAACACACUAAUAUCUAAAAAGUGCGAGAGGCCCAGAGCAGCAGCAGAAGCAGCAGCAGCAGCUCCAGCUUCUUCCCUCCCUCCCCAUGAAGAAGAGUUCCCUCCUCCUCCUCCUCCUGCUUCUCCUGCUCAGAGUUCCUGCCUCCAGCUGCCAGGGGGGACAGCCAGCCAGCAGCAGGAGGGGAGCAAGAGAGCUGAAGGAGAGCUAGUUUCCCUAAAAUUGGUUUCUUUACUGCAGGACUUCUCAGAACCUUUAAUAUGCUAAUGUGCAUUGUGAAUCUCCAAGAGGGGGAUAUGAUAUGCAGCAUUCUUGAAUACUUCUAAUGACAGGGAGCCCACUACCUCAUAAGCUUCAGUGAGAAGAGGCAUUUGUUAUUUUAAACGGAGGCUGAAGAAACUAUAGAAUUAGCAGACAUAAAAGAAAGUGGAGAAGGUAGAGGAUGGAGUUGCAGACUCUACAGGAGGCUCUUAAAGUGGAAAUUCAGGUUCACCAGAAACUGGUUGCUCAAAUGAAGCAGGACCCACAGAUAUUUUUUCUUUCCAAUCAGAAUGCUGAUUUAAAGAAACAGCUUCAUGAACUCCAAGCCAAAAUCACAGCUUUGAGUGAGAAACAGAAAAGAGUAGUUGAACAGCUACGGAAGAACCUGAUAGUAAAGCAGGAACAACCAGACAAGUUCCAAAUACAGCCGUUGCCACAGUCUGAAAACAAACUACAAACAGCACAGCAGCAGCCACUCCAGCAGCUCCAGCAGCAGCAGCAGUACCACCACCACCACGCCCAGUCGGCGGCGCCCUCUCCCAGCCUGACCGCUUCCCAGAAGACUGUAACUACAGCUUCUAUGAUUACCACAAAGACACUACCUCUCGUCUUGAAAGCAGCAACUGCGACCAUGCCUGCCUCUGUUGUGGGCCAGAGACCUACCAUUGCUAUGGUGACCGCCAUCAACAGUCAGAAGGCUGUGCUCAGCACUGAUGUGCAGAACACACCAGUCAACCUCCAGACGUCUAGUAAGGUCACUGGGCCUGGGGCAGAGGCUGUCCAAAUUGUGGCAAAAAACACAGUCACUCUGCAGGUUCAGGCAACACCUCCUCAGCCCAUCAAAGUACCACAGUUUAUCCCCCCUCCUAGACUCACUCCACGUCCAAAUUUUCUUCCACAGGUUCGACCCAAGCCUGUGGCCCAGAAUAACAUUCCUAUUGCCCCAGCACCUCCUCCCAUGCUUGCAGCUCCUCAGCUUAUCCAGAGGCCCGUCAUGCUGACCAAGUUCACCCCCACGACCCUCCCUACCUCCCAGAAUUCCAUCCACCCCGUCCGUGUCGUCAAUGGGCAGACUGCAACCAUAGCCAAAACGUUCCCCAUGGCCCAGCUCACCAGCAUUGUGAUAGCUACUCCAGGGACCAGACUCGCUGGACCUCAAACUGUACAGCUUAGCAAGCCAAGCCUUGAAAAACAGACAAUUAAAUCCCACACAGAAACAGAUGAGAAACCAACAGAGAGCCGCACCAUCACUCCACCUGCUGCACCCAAACCAAAACGGGAGGAGAACCCUCAGAAACUCGCCUUCAUGGUGUCUCUAGGGUUGGUAACACAUGACCAUCUAGAAGAAAUCCAAAGCAAGAGGCAAGAGCGAAAAAGAAGAACAACGGCAAAUCCAGUGUACAGCGGAGCGGUCUUUGAGCCAGAGCGUAAGAAGAGUGCAGUCACAUACCUGAACAGUACAAUGCAUCCUGGGACCCGGAAGAGAGGUCGUCCUCCAAAAUACAAUGCAGUGCUGGGGUUUGGAGCCCUUACCCCAACAUCCCCCCCAUCCAGUCAUCCUGACUCCCCUGAAAAUGAAAAGACAGAGACCACAUUCACUUUCCCCGCUCCUGUGCAGCCUGUGUCCCUGCCCAGCCCCACCUCCACAGACGGUGAUAUUCAUGAGGAUUUUUGCAGCGUUUGCAGAAAAAGCGGCCAGUUACUGAUGUGUGACACGUGUUCCCGUGUGUAUCAUCUGGACUGCUUAGACCCUCCUCUGAAAACGAUUCCCAAGGGCAUGUGGAUCUGUCCCAGAUGUCAGGACCAGAUGCUGAAGAAGGAAGAAGCAAUUCCGUGGCCCGGAACUCUAGCAAUUGUUCAUUCCUAUAUCGCCUACAAAGCAGCAAAAGAAGAAGAAAAACAGAAGUUACUUAAAUGGAGUUCAGAUUUAAAACAAGAACGAGAACAACUAGAGCAGAAGGUGAAACAGCUCAGCAAUUCUAUAAGUAAAUGCAUGGAAAUGAAGAACACCAUCCUGGCCCGGCAGAAGGAGAUGCACAGCUCCCUGGAGAAGGUAAAGCAGCUGAUCCGCCUCAUCCACGGCAUCGACCUCUCCAAACCCGUAGACUCUGAGGCCGCUGUGGGGGCCCUCUCCAAUGGCCCGGACUGCACACCCCCUGCCAGCGCCACCCCCUCCACGCCGGCCCCCUCCCCCUCCUCCCAGAGCUGCACAGUGAACUGUAACCAGGGGGAAGAGACUAAAUAACAGACCCCUCGAGGAGAAGCCACGGGAUCCCGGCGGCCAGGAGAGCAAAACACUGAAGACUCUAGAAAAGCAAAGCCGGAUUUCUUCUGGAAAGUACAGAAUUCUUUUGGUUCUUUGGUUCCAGAGAGAGAGAAGAUGCUUGUGCCAGGUGGCACCAGAGUUUGCCAAUUGAUCCUUCUUAUUCUGUGUGUACAUGCAAAGGUUGGACCAUGUUACAUGAAAUAGUGCCAGCUGGAGGUUCUUUGCCAGCACCAUGCCAAGUGAAAUAAUAUAUUUACUCUCUCUAUUAUACACCAGUGUGUGCCUGCAGCAGCCUCCACAGCCACGAUGGGGUCAUUUUUAUUUUGUUGGGCGGGGAGCCGGGACGGGCAGAGGGAGGAGAGCAGGUUUCAGAUCCUUAUUUGCAGAGCCGUUUGUUUAGGUAGAGAAGACAAGUCCAAAGAGUGUGUGGGCUUUCCUGUUUCUAAACUUUCAUUACUAUAAAACCAAAAAAAAGGAAAUCAAGAUUUAACCAACCCCAGUGCCCAGAGGAGGGAUGGGGAGGGGAUGGGAGGGAGCCGGGGUGGGAAAGUAUAUCAAAUAAGCAGUAUUUCCUAUUGUCUGGGGUCGGGCACAGUGCACAGAGAGAUGGACACCAAGAACGGCCGCCGGGGUCCUCUCCUGAGCACUCCGCUCCCCGCCGUGGGCGCCCCCACCCCUCCGCGAGUUCCUUCCCCGCUGUGGCAAAUUGGCGCGCAUCUCUGUGGACGAUCCCGGUUCCCUUCCCUCUCCAAAAACAGCAGAGCGGCCUCGGCUGGCCCUUCCCCGGGGCAGGGAAGGAGGGUGUGUGUGUCGAGGAAGGAAAAACGGUGGAUCAGUGAUUUUACUUGAAAACAAGCUCCAUCCCUUUUCUAUAUUUAUAAGAGAAGAACCUGAGCAAAGCAGCACGCGACCCAAGUGUGUGUGAACUGAAUGGAGACGUUUCCUUUCUCUUUUUUUUAUUUUUGUUUUUAUUCUUUUUUCUUUAAAAAAGGUUUUAUUUUGUUGUUUAUUUUACUUUUUUGGUAACAAAAACUAAAAUAAGGAAUAGAAGAGCUGUCUUUCAGGCUGACCGUCCAGUGGAGGGCAGUCGGGGCCUUGCAUGGUAGAAUAGGAGUCCCAGUGUCAGUGCGGUCCAGUGAGUCUGUGUGAGUCCUUGUGCCAUCGUCCGGGGCACUGUUUUUUUAUGCAAGGGCAAAAAUCUUUGUAUCUGGGGAAAACAACAACAACAACUUUUUUUUUAAUUAAAAAAGAAAAUAAAAGAUAUUGAGGUCUUCCUAGUGUUACUUAAAUUAAGAUCAAGGUAAGAAACAUUGUAAAAAAAAAAAUUACAAAAGUGCUAUUUGUUUCCUAAAAACAGUGAUUUCUAUUAAAAAGGUGUCAGAACUGGAGAAAACGCUGUGUAGUUAUACUUUUUUAGCACAGAACCUGCUGAUCAUGAUGACAUUUUGCUGUGUUUGUGUCUCAAGACUGGUGGGCUAGUCUCCGUGAUUCUGUGGCCCUAGGGGCAGGGGCAGAACUCCCCCACCGUUCUCCCCUCCUCAGAAAAGACUGUCCCCUCUUCUUGGUGCAGGGGUCCGGGCUCGUGUUCUUGAAGCCCAAAUGGAGUGUGGACGUUAUCAGGGCCCUACCCGUUGUCUCCAAGGAUUUUGCUAGAGCAAAAGGCUGGUGCCUCAAUAAGAUCCCUUCCUUUGGUGCUGCUCUCGGUCUUUCAGCCACCAGCAUUAGGAGUGCCUGGGCGACAACUUGGAAGGGAAGGGCCAGUGAAGCUCAUGGAUGCGGCAGGAGGGUACAGGGGGCAGGCUGGCUGCAGCAGUGGUUGGUGCUUAGAAAGAACGAGGGAGGACUGAGAUGGCUGGAGGGUGCAUGGUGUCUCGGACAGAGAGCCCCAGGGCAGCCUUUGUGUCUGUCUUGCCUUUGAGGAGAGGUCUGAAUCUCCAGCUGCUUUCUCUGCCUGCUGGCUCCAGGCCCCAGAGAUGGAGUUGACUCUGCUCUGCCCACCCAUGAGGUUCCUGGGUGGCCUUCAGCUAGAAUCACUGUGCUUGCCUUGGCUUAGCCCGUCUCCUUCUUGAGAGAACCAGGGUUCUGAAAGGCUCGGACCAUUUCUAUCAUCUUGCCUUGUGAGAAAUAAGUCUUGUGAGGUGUGUGGUCCCGCUGGAGAUCUUUGCCCCUGGCGCGUGCGUGGCCCACAGGAGGGAGGCAGAAGCUCUGCUCCCCAGCCCUCCCAGAGCCUCUCUCUCAAGCCCCCCGUGCCCUGUAAUGGUCAGAGUCUGGGGCGGGGCAACAAAGGUCCCAUUAGUCUCUCCCUCACCCAGUUAGGCCAGAGGGACAAAGACGGAUCCUGAGAGCAACUGCGGCAGAGAGAGAUGCUUCUUAGGUAACAUUUGUGCCCCUUCCCCAGGAUGUUAGAAGAGGGGACGGAGAGUGACUGCACAGGCCUUAGAGUCAUGCCUGGCUGCCAGGUUGCCUGAGGAGGACAGAGAGGAGCUCCCUUGCCUAAUGCAGAAACCAAGGUGCUAUGUCUAGUCAGGGAACCGUGGAGGUGCCUGGACUAGUCGGAGGAAUGGCUGGCGGAGGUUCAGAGCCCAGCACCGGGCUGUCCGCCCUGUCGUAGAGCUCUCCCAUCCAGACUUGUCUGGGCCGGAGGCCGGGAGUUGCCACACACUAUCCAUCUCUCCUUAAAAGAAGUUGGGAAAAGAUCAUCACUAGAGGCCUUUGCUCAGAAAGGAGCUUGCUGAGGAUUCUCGGGGGAGGGGCACAAGGCUAGGAAUUGACCCGUGUUUCGCCUGGUGCUGUGAGCGGUCACAUUCUGACCUUGCCUAGGGUUGAGAUUUGGAUUCUUCCUAAUGUUCAGAUACGAGCUGUUUUGCAAGUCAGUCAGUAUGGAGUACAGAAUGCAACCCUGCCCCCAAACCCGCAUUCUGGACUCAAAUUCCAGAAUACUUCUUACUGCCAAGAAAAGACCUGGUCACCCAGUCUCCUUUUCCCUCACUGUCCUGCUGAGAGAACCCUCUGUCCCCCCAGAACUGUGGGUGCCUGUGACCGCCUGAGACACACACUCACGACUGCCCCACCCCAGCUGCCUCCCCCCGCCCCCACUCCUUCCCUUCUGCUGCUCUUUCCCCAUGCCGGAGCCGCUGACAGACCCCUCAGAGGCCAGGGAGCUGCUGGUCUGGGACUGGGAAGAGGCUGUCCACCAGCCCUGGAUUAGGAGGCCCCUUGUCAGUCCUGAGGCUCUGGCACCGUGCCCUGGAACCAGUGAGGUCACAUUGCCGUCAUCUUCCCGUAGCUGUCAUCUUCCCACUCACGUUCUUGCCAGUGCUGCCUGCAGGCCCUUUUUCCUUCGUGGAGCCUGCUGGGUCUUGUCCCACCUCCGCUGAGCGCAUCUGGAGUUCUGCUCUCUUCUUUCCUUACCAGGCCCUUUGGGGCAGGCCUGCUGGGUGUGCCUGGUAGGGAGACCCAGCUGGGGGCAGCCCCUGCCGGGGCCUUACCUGUGUAGUACUGCAACGUGGCCCCCGCGGCCUCCCGCUGGCACCGUCUGAGUGCCUGGUUUCUGCAGGGCCUGCCUCUGUCCCUGCUGCUUCGGGGCGCAGGCCCAGCAGGCAGCAGGCAUGGGCACGAUUGCUCCCCCACGCCUCUCCCGUGAGUGGGGGUGACCGUGGUUCCCACUCUCCUGUCUCCGCCUGUACAGUUGCCUCUCCGGCCAUCUGUGACCCAUCUUCUCGGGGCCGGCAGAGCCUCCGUGGGCCCUCACGCUCAACUCACACACACACUUAGUGGUCCCUCCCUUCACUCCCUUUUAGGGUGUGGUCUUUCUAUCUUAUUUAUCCAAAGGGCUUAAUUUAGGAGACUUCUACCCCAGGGGCUACAGGCUCUUUGGAUGGUUGGGGGCCCAGGUGCAUUGUCCAGGCCCCAGGUUCUCCAGAUUCCCUUGCUUUUGCUGCAUGGAGGCCACUUGGCUCCAUGUAAACGACAGCGGGCCUCACCCCCACCCCUCAGCUGGGCACCCUUGGCAAGAAACAGGAGACCCAUUCUCUCCCUGACUUACAGCCUGUUCUCAGUGUCAGCUCCUCUCCAAGGGAGGGGGUGGCCCCUGGGAGGAUUCUUCUGGUCCUCCCCACGAGUGAAAGGGAGGAGGCUGGAGGUUACCCCCUCUAGAGAGCCGGGGUGGAACUCUUCAAAACAGCCCUUGUAGAGGGAGGGUAGGGCUCACAAAUGCCACUUGCUCCCCCUCCCACAAGGCCCUGCUCCCCGAGGACCCCACCGUCCCCCACAGCAGCCUUGGGCCCCUGCACCUCUCUCCAGUGUUGUUGGGUCCUUAGCCCAGGGUAAGCUGCGGUCAGGCAGGACAGGACGGGCAGCCAGGGGUCAGCGAGCGCCGAGCAGAAAAGAGCCAGCCCGCCCCCAAUCCUGUCUCUUGUCCACGCCCUUUGUGAUUUCAGUCUUGGUAGAACUUGUAUUUGGAGUUUUGUGCUUCAAAGUUUUUGUUUUUGUUCGUUUGAUUUUUGUUUUGAGGGGGUGGGGGGGAUACAGAGCAGCUGAUCAAUUUGUAUUUAUUUAUUUUAACAUUUUACUAAAUAAAGCCAAAUAAAGUC
Messenger RNA from Diceros bicornis minor, 7491 nucleotides. RefSeq names its product PHD finger protein 21A (gene PHF21A). Lineage: Eukaryota; Metazoa; Chordata; Mammalia; Perissodactyla; Rhinocerotidae. The record is from RefSeq and is a predicted model, not a curated record. Gene Ontology annotation, molecular function: chromatin binding. The transcript is spliced from 19 exons. Gene Ontology annotation, cellular component: histone deacetylase complex. The coding region runs from base 815 to 2878 and encodes 687 amino acids. Gene Ontology annotation, biological process: negative regulation of transcription by RNA polymerase II.